AAUAAACUAAGAUUCUUCUUCAAUUCUUCCGUCUUUCAAGGACCCUUUCAAGAAAGAAUCAAAAUAACAUUAAACAAAAACAAAAACAAAAACAGAGAAAUAUUCUAGAAAUGUCGUCUUCUCCUCUUCUCCCCGUUUUGAUUUCUUCUACCAUUCCAUUGAAUUUUCUACCUCUACCUCUUCUUCCUCUUAUUCUUAUUCUCUGUCAUUUUUUUUCUUCUUUCGUAUUCUCUUCUCUUGGUGUUAAUCUGUUUCCCUGUGUUUCUCAUCUGGCUCCUAAUUUAUUGCUAGGAAGCCAUGGGAGACAUCGUGAAACAGAUCUUAGCAAGACCAAUUCAAGUGGCUGAUCAAGUCACAAAAUGGGCAGACGAUGUUCAAUCAUUCAAACAGGAAUGUGCAGAACUCAAAUCAAAAACUGAAAAAUUAGCCGGACUUUUAAGACAAGCAGCACGAGCUAGCUCCGAUUUAUACGAACGUCCGACACGGCGUAUCAUCGACGAUACAGAACAGGUACUCGAUAAAGCAUAUCUCCUUGUUGAAAAAUGCAGAGCGAAUGGGAUGAAACGUUUGUUUACGAUCAUCCCCGCAAAUUCUUUCAAGAAGAUGUCAGCUAAUUUGGAGAAUUCGAUCGGAGAUGUUUCUUGGCUUCUACGUGUGUCUGCUUCCGGCGAUGACCGAGAUGAUGAAUAUCUCGGGCUUCCUCCUAUUGCCGCCAAUGAACCGAUCCUAUGUUUAAUCUGGGAACAAAUUGCGACGUUAUAUAAAGGAUCUCUUGAUAAUCGAUCCGAUGCUGCUGCUUCUCUUGUUUCUCUUGCUCGUGAUAAUGACAGGUAUGGGAAAUUAAUUAUUGAAGAAGGUGGUGUUGGUCCGUUAUUGAAAUUAGUUAAAGAAGGUCGUAUGGAAGGUCAGGAAAAUGCUGCUAGGGCGAUUGGAUUACUCGGUCGUGACCCCGAAAGCGUUGAACAUAUGAUACAUGCUGGUGUUUGUUCUGUGUUUGCUAAGAUUCUUAAAGAAGGACCGAUGAAAGUUCAAUCAAUGGUGGCUUGGGCUGUUUCUGAGCUAGCAGCUAAUCAUCCUAAAUGUCAAGAUCAUUUUGCGCAGAACAAUAUAAUUCGGUUACUCGUGAGUCAUCUCGCGUUCGAGACCGUUCAAGAACAUAGUAAGUAUGCUGUUACUAGUAAUCAUAAAUCAAUUCAUUCACUUGUAAUGGCAAACAAUGACAACAAUUCAGGAAACAAGAACAAUAACGUCAAUAGUAAUAACAACGGCAAGGGACAUGAAGACGAAGAGAAGACGAUUGCACAUCCAAUGGGGAAUCAAAAUCCUAAUCAAAUGCAUAAUGUGGUUGUUAAUACGAUAGCGAACAACAUGGUUACUAAGUCAAAUAGCAAACCAUCAUCUCAAGGUCUGCAAAACAAGCCGCCGAAUCCGCACCACCACACCAAGAGCAGCAACGCAAUCCCAAAACAUACCCACAAUCAGCAAAAUAUAAAUUUAGCUGGAACUAGCAUUAAAGGGAGAGAAUUUGAAGACCCUGUUACAAAAGCAACCAUGAAGGCAAUGGCCGCGAAAGCCCUUUGGCAUCUCGCUAAAGGUAAUUCGGCUAUAUGCAAAAGUAUUUGUGAAUCAAGAGCACUUCUAUGUUUUGCUGUUCUUCUUGAGAAAGGAGUGGAUGAUGUUCAAUACAAUUCUGCAAUGGCAUUAAUGGAAAUCGCUGGCGUAGCUGAAUAUGAUACCGAUCUUCGACGAACUGCAUUUAAGCCCAAUUCGCCAGCUGCAAAGGCUGUAUUUGAUCAACUACUGAGAAUUAUCCAAGAGGCGGAUUCGGAUCUUCUAAUACCCUGUAUGAGAGCAAUGGGAAGUUUGGCGCGAACAUUUAGAGCAACAGAGACAAGGAUCAUUGGGCCAUUGGUAAAGUUACUUGACGAGAGAGAAGCAGAUGUUUCUUCCGAAGCUGCAAUUGCAUUGUCAAAGUUUGCAUGCUCGGAGAAUUACCUACACAUGGAUCAUUCAAAGGCCAUUAUAAAUGCAGGAGGAGCUAAGCACUUGAUACAACUAGUAUAUUUCGGGGAACAGAUGGUUCAAAUUCCCUCACUGAUUCUAUUAUGUUACAUAGCUCUAUCUGUUCCGGACAAUGAGGCGCUCGCACAAGCUGAAGUACUAACAGUUCUUGAAUGGUCAUCAAAGCAAGGUUAUAUGAUGCAAGAUGCUACAGUAGAAACUUUAUUGCCUGAAGCCAAAGGUAGGUUAGAGCUCUAUCAAUCUAGAGGUUCAAGGGGAUUCCAUUGAUUCAAAAUCACACAUAACCACGGCCAAACUCCUGUUAAAAAAAAGAAAAUAUAACACAAUUCUUUUGUUUAGUUGUUUGUUUCGUAAUUUAUCAAUUUACUUUUGAUUAAACCCCUUAUGAUCUUCAAAUGGAGUGUACAUUCGUGUUCAAUACAUUUUUUUUCUUCUUUUUGUAAUUUUUGAUCCAUAAAGAGUUUGGUGUUGAAUUUCGAACUCAUGUUGAUAUCGUCACUCAAUGGCGUUUUAAUCUUUUCUGCGUCGUUGUUGAUGUUGUUGUUAGUUAUUGGUAUAACAACUAGUUUUAUUUUCUCUUUCU
Molecule: messenger RNA, 2605 nt
Organism: Papaver somniferum (opium poppy)
Lineage: Eukaryota; Viridiplantae; Streptophyta; Magnoliopsida; Ranunculales; Papaveraceae
Exons: 1
Coding region: 298-2289 (663 amino acids)
Biological process (GO): cell surface receptor signaling pathway
Molecular function (GO): protein binding
Source: RefSeq, a predicted model, not a curated record